Coregonus clupeaformis (lake whitefish) is the source of this 1086-nucleotide messenger RNA. RefSeq lists its product as uncharacterized. NCBI's taxonomy places the organism in Eukaryota, Metazoa, Chordata, Actinopteri, Salmoniformes, Salmonidae. The record is from RefSeq and is a predicted model, not a curated record. The transcript has 11 exons. Bases 49 to 1086 code for a protein of 345 amino acids.
ACUGGAACUCAGCACGCACCACGCAGUUGUUUGUAAUAAGGGGUCAAAAUGUCAUUUUCUUCUCUAUUUGGUUUAUUAUUGACAAACCUCCUGUUAAUUCAAGGAUGUUGGGGCGAAGAAGAAACAAAGAAUGUUAGUUGUGCAAGCCUCCAAACUGGAAAUACUUACAAAUACUGUGUAGAUGAGAAGGAGAAACCUAAAUGCGUGGAGUGGGAAUCAGUGGAUUCCAAUAAUUCUUCUAUGUGGCUUGCGGAACUUUGCCAACACAAAAAGACUACACCAGCACCCAAUGUGAUUGAUGUCAACUACUCAUGUAUCACCCUCCCAGAGUGUGUGAACGUAAACCAUAUUGCCAUAAGUGGUUUGACUAAUCAGGAGCAUUGGACCUAUUUCAUUGUGUCUGGUGCAUCAGAUGAGCCAAAUAAGCCUUUGGAGAAAUCGCCUGAGUGGCAGAAUAAAACUACAGAUAAUGUGAAGCAGGAUGCCGACCAGAAAAACCAAGACCAUAACAACACUCACCCAUGGCUCAUCCCAGUUGUAAUUGCUGUUGCCAUUAUAAUUUUGCUCGGUGUUGGUUGGUUAGUGGACAAAAAGCUGAAGAAGGGCACUAAGGACCAUACUGAUGACCUGCCUCCUGAUGCUGAGACUCUGGUUCAACCUCAGACGAAUGGACAGGUGCUCUCUGACCGCGACCAAGGAGAGGAAGGCGUACUAGGAGUGGAGGACGGAAAGCCGUCAGACAAUGACCAAGCAGACACUGAAUCCUGUCAGAAGACACAUGCUGAUUCCCCUCCACUGAAUAUACCCAAGGUUGUCAGGGAAUCACACCUGACCGAUGGGGCUCCAGGUCAGGGUGCUGGUGAGACUUCACCCCUCCUCUGCAGAAGCCCAGGAGAGGAAGGCGUGCUAGAAGGGGAGGACAGGAAGCCAGCAGACAGUGGGGAACAGACCCUGAAUCCUGUCAGAAGACACAUGCUGAACCCCCUGACAUCAGGUAAACUUCACUACAUCCAGUACUCAUUGAUGAUAACCGUCACCAAGGACAAAGGACCUAAUGACAUGGAGUCAAGAAGAGGAGAACUGUAA